AUGGCGACAGACGCCAACGCUCUCGCCGACCAGCUCCAGCAGCUUGGUCUCGACAACAUCGAGACUUCUUUCCCUGGAUGUCACCCUGAUACCAACCCAGUCGAUAUCUACCGUUCACACAUCACAAGUCUUUUGGCGCCUAUUACUGGUGUCGAUCCUAAGAUUAUCUACCCCGCCAUCCAGUGGACUCAGACGCUCGACAAGGGAGAUGCUAUUCUCGCUGUUCCUGCUCUUCGAGUGAAGGGCAAGAAGCCUCAAGAGCUUGCUGAGGAAUGGUUCCCCGAGUCACCUCUUAUUGAGAAGCCUACCGCUGCUGGUCCCUUCAUCUCCUUCUUCUUCAAGCCCAACAAGCUUACCAGCAUGCUCCUCCCUACGAUCCGAAAGCGCGCCAACAACUACGGCAAGAACCCUUACAACGGUCUCCGAGACCCCAACAACCCCAACUCUGGCAGGAAGCGAAUGAUUGUCGAGUUCUCUUCACCCAACAUUGCCAAGCCUUUCCACGCUGGCCAUCUCCGAAGUACCAUCAUUGGUGGUUUCCUCGCUUCUUUGUAUGAGAGCGCUGGAUGGGAGGUUACCCGAAUGAACUACCUUGGUGACUGGGGUAAGCAGUAUGGUCUGUUGGCUUUGGCUUGGGAGAAGUGGGGUGACGAGGAAGCCCUCAAGGCUGACCCUAUCAACCACCUCUUCAAUCUCUACGUCCGAAUCAACCAGGAUAUGUCCGCCGAGAAGGAGGAGAUUGCGGCCAAGAAGGCUGCUGGCCAGGACAUCACCUCGCUUGAGGAGAAGUCCCUGGACGAGCAAGCCCGAAAGUACUUCCGACGAAUGACAGACGGUGACAAGGAGGCCGUUGAGCUCUGGCGACGAUUCCGAGAUCUCAGCAUUACCCGAUACAAGAAGACCUAUGCCCGACUCAACAUUGAGUACGACGAGUACUCAGGAGAGUCUCAGGUUCCUGAGGAGGACAUGGAGAAGGCCGCUAAGGUCCUCUCUGAGAAGGGCCUUACUGAGGAUGCUAACGGUGCUAUCCUCAUUGACUUCUCCAAGCACGUCCCUGGCAAGCCUGGUAAGAGUCUCGAGAAGGUCAUUCUCCGAAAGAAGGACGGCACUGCUCUGUACCUCACCCGAGAUAUCAGCGAGCUUCUCAACCGACAUGAAAAGUACAACUUUGACCACAUGAUCUACGUCGUUGCUUCUCAACAGGAUCUCCACUUGAAGCAACUCUUCAAGACCAUUGAGCUUAUGGGCCACGAGGAUAUUGCUAAGAAGUGCCAGCACAUCAACUUCGGUAUGGUUCUUGGCAUGAGCACCCGAAAGGGUACUGUCAAGUUCCUUGACGAUAUUCUCCGUGAUGUUGCCGACAAGAUGCACGAGGUCAUGAAGAAGAAUGAGACCAAGUACUCCCAGGUCGAGAACCCUGAGGCUGUUGCCGAUAUCCUUGGUAUCAGCAGCGUUAUGGUCCAGGACAUGUCCGGAAAGCGAAUCAACAACUACAAGUUCGACAUGGACGUCAUGACCUCUUUCGAGGGUGACACUGGUCCCUACCUCCAGUACGCUCAUGCUCGUCUGUGCUCUAUCCGCCGACGAGUCGGUCUCUCCGAUGAAGAACUGGCCACCGCCAACUACGACCUUCUGACUGAGAAGCACGCUACCGACCUCGUCCGACUGCUUAGCCAGUGGCCCGACGUUGUCCAGAACACUCUCAAGACCCUUGAGCCCACCACCAUCUUGACAUACCUGUUCAAGAUGACACACGUUCUCAGCUCCAGCUACGAUCACCUCCGAAUUGUCGGUAGCGAAGCCGAGCUCCAGAAGGCUCGUAUGGCUCUGUACGAUGCUGCCCGAAUUGUCCUUCACAAUGGCAUGAGUCUGCUUGGUCUUACACCUGUUGAGCGAAUGUAA
Molecule: messenger RNA, 1902 nt
Organism: Fusarium musae
Lineage: Eukaryota; Fungi; Ascomycota; Sordariomycetes; Hypocreales; Nectriaceae
Exons: 4
Coding region: 1-1902 (633 amino acids)
Biological process (GO): mitochondrial translation; arginyl-tRNA aminoacylation
Cellular component (GO): cytoplasm; mitochondrion
Molecular function (GO): arginine-tRNA ligase activity; ATP binding
Source: RefSeq, a predicted model, not a curated record